Molecule: messenger RNA, 243 nt
Organism: Protopolystoma xenopodis
Lineage: Eukaryota; Metazoa; Platyhelminthes; Monogenea; Polystomatidea; Polystomatidae
Source: the annotation of a GenBank genome assembly
AUGCCAGCAGUCUGGCAGCGAAUAACUAGGCAGAAUCGCCCGAAACAAUGGCGGAGAAAGAGGGAGAAACAGCAGAAAUUGCUGACUAUUGUGAACGAACCGAGCGAAAGGGAGAGGUGCGUUCAGAGAGCAGAGCAUUCGGAGGAGAUGAGGGAGGAAGAAGAGGAGGAGGAGGAGGAAUGGGGGAAAAGAAAGUAUAAAUAUGACAGGGCUAGUUUGUACGGGACAAAUUCCAACGCAUGA